AUGAAGACAUGGACGCCUUUUGGUCGGGCCGUGAUGGUCCUUGGUGUUUUACUGCUUCUUGUGAUGAUGGUUGCGUCACAAGACACUGGAGGCUUCGACGACGAUGAUACUGGAGGCUUUGACGACGAUGAUACCGGCAGUUUCGACGAUGAUGAUGAUACCGGAGGCUUUGACGACGAUGAUACUGGCGGUUUCGACGAUGACGAUGAUACCGGUGGCUUUGACGACGAUAUCUGCCCAGCCAUCCAUGAAUCUGCUGAAAACCUGUUGCCUCCUCUCGCCGGAAGACAAUACACUUGCGGGACCUACAACGGGCACUUGUACGAAGCUUCAGAUGGGCACCACUUCUACAUGCAAUGUUGCACGAAUAUUCCCGGUGUUGCUCCCUUCUACGGUCUCUUUGCCGCUGACUUCGGGUCAUGCAUGGAUUUCUGUGCCCAGGAGCCUACAGGCCAGUGCAGAAGCGUCGGAUUCGACUCGAACCCCGCCCCAGGCGACACGGAAAACUGCGUUUUGUUCAAAACAGGGGAUUUUCUGUCCACCGAUCACGAGAAGUAUCACUAUGCCUUCCUGGCUGAAGCCCCCACAGCCGAUCACCCCGACGAUGAGAUUAAGCUCUGCACCACGGAGUGUCCAGGGUCGCAUAAUCAGGUUUACACUACACCCUACGGCAAGACUAUGAGGAUGGUCUGCGGUAAGAGGCACGGGGUGCAGUCUGUGGUUGAGAAUGUCGCGUCGUGGGAGGAGUGUAUGGACUUGUGCGGCAAACUGGUCCCGUGUCAAAGUGUCGACUACCACAGCCGCAAGAGACGUUGCUACAUCGGGGACCACGCAGGAGAGCCAAGCAUCGACGCCCCUGGCUUCAGCGCCGCCUACAACAUGGGCUGUGCCGGCGCCUGCUGCAAUUUCCCCAAGCCGGGGACAUCUCCGUCUACUCCAUCUACUCCGUCCGCAUCUCCGACUGCUUCGGUCAAACCCAUACCUCCACCUGCAGUUGUGGCGCUGCCACAUGGAGAUCCCUGCCCAAGCUUACAUGACACUGAGCUGAUCGUCAACUCUGAAAAGUGGCAAAUCAAGUGCGACUACGUCGACGGGUAUGCCAACGGGGGGUAUAACUUCCCUAUGGACAAGACUGCUACCUUAGAGGAAUGCGUGCAAAACUGCCAGAACGAGCCCAAGUGUGUGUGGGCAGAGUAUCGCCCCAGUGAUCAGUACUGUGGUGCCCAAGUCAACGACUACUCAAAAGCUACUAUGCUUAAUCAGCGUCAGGCACAGGCACAUUUCAACAUCAUUCCAUUGUAG
Messenger RNA from Aspergillus uvarum CBS 121591, 1302 nucleotides. RefSeq lists its product as uncharacterized. NCBI's taxonomy places the organism in Eukaryota, Fungi, Ascomycota, Eurotiomycetes, Eurotiales, Aspergillaceae. The transcript is spliced from 4 exons. The record is from RefSeq and is a predicted model, not a curated record. Bases 1 to 1302 code for a protein of 433 amino acids.